Messenger RNA from Fraxinus pennsylvanica, 1617 nucleotides. NCBI's taxonomy places the organism in Eukaryota, Viridiplantae, Streptophyta, Magnoliopsida, Lamiales, Oleaceae. The record is from the annotation of a GenBank genome assembly.
AUGAUAAAAAGGCAUCAUCUGCAGACUGUCUUUCAACUACAUGGGGCACCAGAACACACAUUAUUCCAUGUACAUACAGUGAUUCCUCCUCCUGGAAAUGCUUGUAAUUUUAAUUUCCACCAUAUGCCUGAACAUCAUGAUGUUGCAUUAUUCUAUGGGAUGAUGCAGUACAACGGUGUUCAGCAUCAGCAUCCCCAUCCCUCUUCCAAUCUUGAUUUGGCUGUUGGUGCACCAUCUCAUCAUUACAAUCCAUAUAUGGUGCCUCCAUCUGGUAUUAGAGAUUUCCCUAUGCCCAUGAAUUAUGGGGCACAUGAUCAUUUGUCACUCUCAGGCACUCAGGGAAUUGUUGGUAUUCCUACAGACAGUGCUGGGAGGAACAUACCCUACAUGGAUGGUGUCAGAGGUUCAUUCAAGAGAAAGAAUGCUGAGGGGCUUCCUGUAAAUUACCAGUAUCAUAAUGCUUCAGCAGGAUCUAGUUCUUCUGUUGCCCCUACAGCUGCGAGGCCAGUUGGGUCUGAUACUACUAUAACAGAUGCUGCUAGUUUUCUGCCACCUGAGUGUGCAACUAAUGACACCACAUCAAUGAUUGAAAGUGGUUCUCACAGAAGUGUGAGGAACAGACCUGGUAUGAUUGGAUCUGAAUCUAUAGCGGCACAAAACGCUGGUCAUUUGAUUCAAGGAAAUUAUGUCACUCAACCUGUACAUUUGCCUGGCAAUCCUUGGUUGGACAUGCAUUUCAGUGCUAACAAUGAUGAUAAUGGGACUUUCGCCUGGAACCAGGCUCCCAAUUUACCUUAUAUGCAUGCAAAUGUCAAUGGAGGUCUUGAAGCUGGGAAUAUGGGCAUUCAAGGUUAUCAAGUUACAGCCAGCAGCGGAAGUUCUAAUAAUUUUCUUCCACCUCCUAUUCCUCGAGGCCCUCUUAAUCUGAAUCAUCAUCCACAGCCACCCAUGCAAGGGGCGAGAGGAUAUAAUAUCAACUUGCCUUUGCAAGUAGGGACAUCAUCACACAGACUCACUACUAUUAGCUCUUUAAAUAGUGGCAUCAGUCCUUUCCAGGAUGCUGUAGAAGCAGGCCCUACAUUUCUAGCACCUGUUCCACCAACGGGCUUUCGGUUGUACCGGCCUCAUCGAAGGGAAGUCAUGCUCGAUUCAAAUACAAGGCAUCAGAACCUUCCUCAUUUGAGACUUCUACCAGAAGAUGAAGUUGCCAUGCUAGAGAUUCCUGGCUAUCAUGAAGCCAGAGAUACUGUCGAUCAUCUCAGGGAUAUGCGUUUGGAUAUAGAUCACAUGUCAUAUGAGGAGCUUCUUGCAUUAGGGGAACAAAUUGGUAGUGUUGUCACGGGAUUGUCUGAAGAAGCUAUUCGACGUGAUUUGAAAGAAGGAACGUUUGCCUCAUCAGCAACUUGUUCCAAUCUUGAAGGGACAACAUGUGUGGAACAGGAAAUCAAGUUCUGUGUAAUAUGCCAGACUGACUACGAGGAGCAAGAAAUAAUCGGAAUCCUCAACUGUGGGCACAAAUAUCACAGAGAUUGCAUAAAGAAGUGGCUGCUCAUGAAGAACAGCUGUCCCAUCUGCAAAUCCACAGCAUUGGCCAACCAUGUGAGGGAGGAUUUGUAA